This is a messenger RNA of Brassica oleracea var. oleracea, 1671 nucleotides long. RefSeq lists its product as uncharacterized. Gene Ontology annotation, molecular function: lipid binding. The transcript has 6 exons. The record is from RefSeq and is a predicted model, not a curated record. Lineage: Eukaryota; Viridiplantae; Streptophyta; Magnoliopsida; Brassicales; Brassicaceae. Bases 134 to 1426 code for a protein of 430 amino acids.
AAAUUAAUUUAAAUAAAUAAGGUGGACAUUGCUUUCUCCUUCUUCCUCUUGGAUCGCUUCCUUGUCAAUGUCGUUCGAAUCUCCGGCGAACAGAGGAAUCUGAAACUCGUCCGAUUCCAGAUCGAAUACCGUUAUGGAUGAAUCGUACCGUAAUCUAAUGGAUUUCAUCCGGAGAACCUCUGUUCCAGAGACAUUCGUCGACAUCUUGCUAUGCGCAGUUCCGAUUUGGCUCGCCGUCAUGAUCGGGCUCCUGAUCGGAUGGUCUUGGCGUCCGAGGUGGACCGGGUUGGUUUAUCUAGGGUUCCGUUCUAAGCUCCGGUUUCUCUGGACCGCUCCGCCGGGAUUUGGCGCUCGCCGCGUUUGGCUCGCUUUCACAGCUCUCUCGGCCUUCUCAGUCUGCCGCACGUUAUGGUCAAGGCUCGGUUCCGGCGCCAAGAAAUCAGAUAUCGAAGAAGAGAUUCCUCCGAGUGGUGAUGCAGUUUCACGAGGUAGUGAUAAGAAGACAGAGGAGGAGAAGGAUGUUGUGAUGGAGAAGGAUCUAGAGCAUCUGCUGCAUCUUCUUGAAGCUGGGAAUGAUAAGAUGGAGUGGCAAUCUAUGAUGGAUAAGUCUACUCCAAACAUGAGCUACCAGGCCUGGCGCCAUGAGCCUCAGACAGGUCCUGUUGUUUAUCGAAGUAGGACUGUAUUUGAGGAUGCAACACCAGACAUUGUUAGGGAUUUCUUCUGGGACGAUGAGUUUCGACCUAAAUGGGAUCCUAUGCUUGCUUACUUCAAGACUCUGGAGGAAGAUCCUCAGACAGGAAUAACGAUCGUUCACUGGAUCAAAAAGUUCCCAUUUUUCUGUAGUGACCGGGAAUACAUCAUUGGUAGGAGAAUAUGGGAAUCUGGAAAAAAGUAUUAUGCUGUCACUAAGGGAGUACCGUAUCCAACUCUACCAAAGCGUGAUAAGCCAAGGCGAGUGGAGCUUUAUUUCUCAAGUUGGAUAAUCAAAGCAGUUGAAUCUCGCGAAGGGGAUGGACAAAUGUCAGCUUGUGAAGUCUCUCUUGUCCACUACGAAGACAUGGGAAUCCCAAAAGACGUAGCCAAGCUAGGAGUCCGUCACGGCAUGUGGGGAGCCGUCAAAAAGCUAAACUCCGGGUUAAGGGCCUAUCAGAGCGCUAGAAAGCCAGGGGUGGCUCUGUCACGGAGCGCUCAAAUGGCAGGAAUCACCACAAAGCUGAACAUGGAUUUGGUGGAAACAUCGAGAGUGGAGGAAGAAGAAGAGAAAGGACAAGCCACGGAGAAGGCAAGGAGACAAAAGGAGCAGUUCAACGUAGAUUGGAAAUGGAUCGCUGUAGGAGGAGUUGCUUUGGCUUUUGGGCUUCAUUCAAGUGCUAUUGGCAAGGCCUUAAUGGUUGGAGCAGGGCGGAGACUUGCUCGUAGGUGAAAAUAUUUCUUAUUACCUCAACCUGAGAGAUUGAUAUUAUUAUGUGUUUCCCUUGAGGACUCUUUAGUCCAGCACAGAGAGGCAGAAUUUAGUAUAAGCAUCGUGGGUUAUACUUUCUUCUUGUAACUGCGUUUAGUGGAGGAAGCAAAGUGAAGAGUAAUUUUGAGCCAUGUGCUGCUAAGAUGUGUUCGAAUAUUUCCUGUAAUACCAAUUAAGACUAUGGAGCUUGUUUCAUCUUGUACUCA